AUGUCACCUCAAUCGUCUCGCCUGACCAACUACAUCGCCUUCUCUAGGCAAGAUGGCUCAACCCCGCAGAUUGGCCAUCUCGACCAUGCUCAGCAAACUAUCCAGCCCCUGGCCUUUCUCUCGGGCACUCCCGUGGAAAACUUGUACCAAGUCAUCGAAGUGGGCACCCAAAACAUCACGGCAUCAAUCGACCCUCCUAUUCCGUUGAAGGAUGUGAAGGUUCUCCCUCCAAUUUCAGGCCGCGACGUCCUGGCAGUAGGCAAGAAUUACAUGGAGCACGCCAAAGAGUUCAACAGCUCAGGAUACGAUAGCUCUGAUAAGGUCGAUAAGCCCAGCCACCCUGUGAUCUUCACCAAGCGCGCAACGUCCAUCAUUGCCGAUGGCGAAGAGAUCCUGCUGCACAAGGGUUUCACUGAGAGCGCCGAUUAUGAGGGUGAGAUUGGUGUCAUUGUCGGAAAGGCUGGGUUUCGCGUUAGUGAGGCGGAUGCGUGGGACUAUGUCUGGGGCUACACUAUCAUCAACGAUUUGACGGCGAGAGAAAGACAGAGAGACCACAAACAAUUCUACAUCGGCAAGUCUCCCGACACGUUUUGUCCCAUGGGCCCUGUAGCAGUGCCCAGGGAAGACUUGCCGAAGACUCUUCGCAUCCAGACUCAUGUGAAUGGAGAGCUGCGCCAGGAUGCCACUACAGAGGACCUCAUCUUUUCAAUUCCCCAUCUGAUUAGCACAUUGUCUGCUGGAACGACUCUACAACCUGGUGAUGUCCUCGCCACGGGAACGCCUGCAGGAGUUGGCAUUGGACGUAAUCCUCCAGUCUUUUUGUCGCCUGGAGAUGAAAUCGCAAUCUCCAUUGAUGGCAUUGGGAAUUUGAAGAACAGAGUGGCAGACCAUUCCGCAGCCAACACGACCAUCGAGCGACUUUCUGCACAGUCAGCUCUCAAGCCCAACAACGCCGCAAGAUCGAUUCAAGGCAGAUCAGGACUGACAAAGAUCAACGAAAAGCCGUUAAACUAUCAGAGAACGGGAGCCGGAAAACAAAACAUUAUCUUUGUUCACGGUCUUGGCUCCUCGAAAGAGUAUUGGACACCCUUGACCAUGACACUUGACCUGAAGGAUGCAUUCACGGCGCACAUCUUCGACUUCGAAGGCCACGGCCUCAGCCCGACCCAUCCGCUCAGCACCAUCACCUUUGAGUCGUUGGUUGCUGAUUUGCUUGGCAUCUUCGAAGUUGCGGGGGUCUCUGCGCAAUCUCCUGCCGUUUUGGUCGGCCACUCAAUGGGAUCCAUCAUUUCCGCCAAAUUUGCCAUCGAGUAUCAGUCUCUUGUUAAAAAGCUUGUGCUCAUGGGGCCGCCGCCUUUCCCUCUUCCGGGGAUGAUAGUCAAAACUCUUUCCACGACGAUUGCCAAGGUCAGGAGCGAGGGGAUGGACAUCAUCCUUAAAUCUCCGUCGGGGCUUUCGGAUCACACGAUCAAAACUAAUCCUCUCGCUGCUGCGGCGGUAAGAUUGGGUUUCCUUGGUCAAGACCCCGAAGGGUAUGCGAAGGCAACAUCCGCUCUGGCCAAUGCCACGGAGGGUUUGGCCCUUGAGAAACUGGCAGUCGAGACGCUGGUUAUUUCUGGACAAUAUGAAGCAGUCUCGCCCGAGAUCCGACAAAAGGCGUACGUUGAGAAGAUCAGCAAAGCUAAGCAAAUUGUACUGCCUGAUGUGGGCCACUGGCAUGUAUUUGAGGAUGUGCAAGGAGUCGUGCAUAGUCUCCAAGACUUCUUGAAGUGA
This is a messenger RNA of Colletotrichum chrysophilum, 1773 nucleotides long. RefSeq lists its product as uncharacterized. The transcript is spliced from 3 exons. Lineage: Eukaryota; Fungi; Ascomycota; Sordariomycetes; Glomerellales; Glomerellaceae. Gene Ontology annotation, molecular function: acetylpyruvate hydrolase activity. The record is from RefSeq and is a predicted model, not a curated record. Bases 1 to 1773 code for a protein of 590 amino acids.